AUGCAUGAACGGCGUUUCCUCGUUUCCUCCAUGGCGUCCCGUUCUGCUCAUGUCGCUCUUCUGGCGUGCAUUCUGAUUGCUACCAUUUCUGUAGCAACAGCAGACGUUCUGGUCCUCAACGACAACAACUACAAGAGCACGCUUGAGGAUAAGACCAAAGCUUAUUUCGUCAAAUAUUUCGCGCCAUGGUGCGGCCACUGCAAGCGUCUCGCUCCUACUUGGGAGGAGCUGUCUAACUCCGCUCCGGCGGAAGUGGUGGUUGCACACGUAGACUGCACCACCUCCACUAAAGUCUGCGAGGAGCAGGAGAUUCGUGGAUAUCCCACUCUGAAGCUCUUUGUGGGUGGCAAGUUCCGCGAGCACUACGAGGGUGAGCGUGACCUUGCAGCUCUCAAGUCGUUUGUGGAGGAUGUUGCAGAGGAUGUCAAAGACGCCCUGACGGAGUCAUCAUAG
Molecule: messenger RNA, 453 nt
Organism: Closterium sp. Yama58-4
Lineage: Eukaryota; Viridiplantae; Streptophyta; Zygnematophyceae; Desmidiales; Closteriaceae
Source: the annotation of a GenBank genome assembly